Messenger RNA from Phyllostomus hastatus (greater spear-nosed bat), 3382 nucleotides. RefSeq names its product solute carrier organic anion transporter family member 4A1 (gene SLCO4A1). The transcript has 12 exons. Gene Ontology annotation, molecular function: protein binding. Gene Ontology annotation, cellular component: membrane. Gene Ontology annotation, biological process: transmembrane transport; sodium-independent organic anion transport. The coding region runs from base 194 to 2341 and encodes 715 amino acids. The record is from RefSeq and is a predicted model, not a curated record. Lineage: Eukaryota; Metazoa; Chordata; Mammalia; Chiroptera; Phyllostomidae.
CAGUGGGCGGGCCCGGGGGCGCGGUUGGGGCGGGGCCAGAGCCUUUCCCGGCGGGGGAGGGCCCUGCCGGGAGCACUUGAAUGAAGAGUGGGCUGCCGACGCCUCCACAGCUCCCGGAGCAGCGCGGCGGCCGGACCGGGACGAACCGACCGGCCCCUGGAGGACAGCCGCCGCUGCCGCCGCCUGGACAGAGAUGCCGCAGCACGCGAUGGGGGACAAGCCCUUCGCCUCCUUGCCGCAGCUGGUCUUCCCCGGCGCCCCUGCGGCCCUGGACGACGGGGGCGACAGCACCCCCCCCAGCCGGCAGGCGUCCCUGGGCUCGCCCCUGAGCCUGGGUGCCCUGCAUCCGGCCUCCCAUGGCCCCCAGGACUCCUCCGUCCAGCCCCUGUGCCAGCCCACGGCCCAGAAGCCCGGCGGCCAGGUGGCCCGCGCCGCGCGGUACGCGUCGGUGGGGCCGCAGAGCUCGGAGUGCGGCUGGCGGCACUUUGCCCCCGCGUGCCUGCAGGCCCUCAACACGCCGAGGGUCUUCCUGCUGUUCCUGUGCGCGGCCUCCUUCCUGCAGGGCAUGACCGUCAACGGCUUCGUCAACACCGUCAUCACCUCCAUCGAGCGCCGCUUCGACCUGCACAGCUACCAGAGCGGCCUGGUGGCCAGCUCCUACGACCUGGCCUCCUGCCUCUGCCUGGCCUUCGUCGGCUACUUCGGCGGCAGUGGGCACAAGCCACGCUGGCUGGGCUGGGGCGUGCUGCUCAUGGGCCUGGGCUCGCUGGUGUUCGCGCUGCCCCACUUCGCCGCUGGCCCCCACGCGGCCGAGGGGGACCCGGGCCUCGGCACCUGCCCAGCCAACCGCAGCGGCCCGGCGUGUGGGGGCCGGGCCGCAGGCCCGUCCGGCUACCAGCUGGUCUUCGUGCUGGGCCAGUUCCUGCAUGGUGUGGGUGCCACGCCGCUGUACACGCUGGGCGUCACCUACCUGGACGAGAACGUUAAGUCCAGCUACGCGCCCGUCUACAUCGCCAUCUUCUACACGGCGGCCAUCCUCGGCCCCGCGGCCGGCUACCUGAUCGGAGGCGCCCUGCUGAACGUCUACACGGAAAUCGGCCGACGGACCGAGCUGACCCCCGAGAGCCCGCUGUGGGUCGGCGCCUGGUGGGUGGGCUUCCUGGGCGCCGGGGCCGCCGCCUUCCUGGUCGCGGUCCCCAUCCUGGCCUACCCGCGGCAGCUGCCAGGCUCCCAGAGCUACGUGGUCGUGAGGGCCUCUGAGACGCAGCAGCUGAAGGGCGGCGGCGACGAGGCGGCCAGCAGCCCCGACUUCGGGAAGACCCUCCGAGACCUGCCUCUCUCCGUGUGGCUCCUCCUGAAGAACCCCACGUUCGUCCUGCUCUGCCUGGCCGGCGCCACCGAGGCCACGCUCGUCGCCAGCAUGUCCACCUUUGGCCCCAAGUUCCUCGAGUCCCAGUUCAGCCUGAGCUCCUCUGAGGCCGCCACCUUGUUCGGGUACCUGGUGGUGCCGGCGGGCGGCGGCGGCACCUUCCUGGGCGGCUUCUUCGUGAACAGGCUGAGGCUGCGCGGCUCCAGCGUCAUCAGGUUCUGUCUGGCCUGCACCCUGACCAGCCUGCUGGCCACCUUGGUCUUCUUCGCGCACUGCCCCAACGUGCCGGUGGCCGGCGUGACGGCCCACUACAACGGCAGCGCCGCACCCGCGGGCCACCUGGAGCUGGCGGCCGCCUGCAACGCCAACUGCAGCUGCCGGCCCGAGCACUACAGCCCCGUGUGCGGCUCCGACGGGCUCACGUACUACUCCCCGUGCCAUGCGGGGUGCCAGGAGGAGACCCCGGCCGGCCCCGGCGGCCAGAAGGUGUACUGGCACUGUGGGUGUGCCCUUCAGAACCUGCCCUCCGGCCCCGGGCACGCCACCGCGGGGAAGUGCGCCUCCGCCUGCCGCAGCAAGCCCCUGCUGCUGGUCCUCAUGUUCGUGGUCAUCAUCUUCACCUUCCUCAGCAGCAUCCCCGCGCUGACCGCCACGCUCCGGUGCGUCCGUGACCAGCAGGGGUCCUUUGCGCUGGGAAUCCAGUGGAUCGUGGUUAGAACUCUAGGGAGCAUCCCGGGGCCCAUCGCCUUCGGCUGGGUGAUCGACAAGGCCUGCCUGCUGUGGCAGAGCCCCUGCGGCCGGCAGGGCUCCUGCUUCCUCUACCAGAACGCCGCCAUGAGCCGCUACAUGCUCAUCGCCGGGCUGGCGUACAAGGGAGCUGGCCCCCGGUGUUCUUCUGUGUGUGUGUCCUGUGGUCCCCUCCCCCCUCCCGCCCGGAGCAGCAGGCUGGAACCCCGGCCGAUGACCCUGUGACCUCUGCACAGCCAGCCUGCAUCGCCCGCUAGUUCCAGCAGGGGGCGCAGGCGGGCGUGCCCCUGAGUCCCUGGACUCCGGAGUGGCCCAGGCCUGGCAUCCCCCCAGAGAGGCUGCAGGGGGAGCCGGUGGGCGUUUCUGCUGGAACCUGCGUUUCCGGGGUGCACGGGUGCCUACAGAGGCUGGCGUGGGCGCCGCGCUCCGGUUUUCCGGGCCGCAUCCCGUUCGGUGGGGAGCACCAGGCUCACCAGCUCUGGGUCCGGUUACUGAGCCACCAUAACCAAGGCCUCCGCACCGGGCCGCUUAAAACGACAGGAAUUGAUGGCCAGUUCUGGAGGCCAGAAUCCAAGGUCAAGGUGCCGCAGGGCCGGUUUCUUCUGGGGGCUCUGAGGGAGGAUCCAUCCAGGGCCUGUCCCCCAACCUCUGGGGGCUGCCGGCCACCCGGAGCUGGAAGACCCAUCACCCCAUCUCCGCCUCCAUGGUCACAGGGUCCCCUCUGUGCUUCCGUGUCGAACCUCUGUCCCCUCCCUCCUGCACGGACACCAGCCCCUGGACCGGGGACCCCCGGCCAGCAUGCACUGGUCUCAAGUUCCUUCACUGCUCCUGUGGGGCCCUGUUUCCAAACACAGGUCCCGGUCCCAGGUUCCGGGGAGCAGGACUGGGACACAGCUUUGGGGGCACAGUGCUCAGCACCCCUCCUUCCCCGCUGCCUCUGCUUCUAGUCAAAUGGCGUUUUUGUUCCUCGGCUAAGAGUGUUGGUGUCCACAUGGGGGGGCUGGCCGCGCUGGGGGCCUCUCGCCGCGGCGGCCAGGCGUCCUCGGAACCCCCAGAGGAGCCGGUCUGGGCGGGGCGGGCCCCCCGGGCGGGCAGCUCCACGGCUCCAGCAGGGCCUUUCCCCCCAGGCUCUGGGCUUCCUCUUCUUCGCCGCUGCGUACGCCCUGUACAGGCCCCCGUCGGGGCCCUCCCACGGCCUGGAAGUGUCUCUGCCCAGCCAGUCCUCGGCCUCCGACAGCCCCUCGGACCUCCAGGCCGCCCCCUCGG